CCUCUCAUACAUUUUUUUUCUUGUUUCUCUGUCCGUUGGAAACAAACAGUACUCCUCCUCCUAAUUUCCGUUCCUUCGCUUCUUCUUCUUCUUCCACAGAAUCCACAGUCACUCUUUCACUCUCUCUCACUCACUCGUUCUCACUCUUAAGCCUCUGAACAUGAGCAGUGGCAGUAGAGAGGGAACCAAGGUCAACAGCCACCGCCGGUAAUGAAUCCCACCACGGACCCACCACCAAACCCGCCGCAGCCCCACCGACCCUCUACCUCCUGCGACCGCCACCCGGAGGAGAAUUUCACCGGCUUUUGCCCCUCAUGCCUCUGCGAACGACUCGCCGUUUUGCACCCUUCCACCACCCCUGCCUCUUCUUCCCGAAAACCCCCGACUUCCUCCACCGCCGCCGCUGCCCUUAAGGCCAUCUUUAAGCCCUCCAUUGGCGGCGGCGGGGCCUCCAACAACAACAAAGCCCGGCCCACCACCUCGUUCUUCCCUGAGCUCCGACGCACCAAGUCCUUCUCGGCAUCCAAGAACGAAGGCUUCUCCGGCGUCUUCGAGCCGCAGAGGAAGUCCUGCGACGUCCGGGGACGGAGUACGCUUUGGUGUCUGUUCAAUCAGGACGACGGCCGGAACCCCAACAAGACAGAACAGCCCACCUGGGGAGCUGCCGGGCCGGAGAUUGGUGUCGAAACCAGAAAGUUAGCUGAGCCCUCUUCGAGCUUUCGAGGUCCGGUGUUUGAGUUCAAAGAGGAGGAAGAAGAAGAAGAAGAAGAAGAAGACGACGAAGACGAAGAAGAAGAGGUAGAACAGAAUCACAACGACGGAGUAAUUGGGAGGUUUUCCGACGAAGCGAAUGUGGGUAAUGUCAGUGAAAUCAGAGCUGAUCCGGAAAUAGUAGAAGAGGAAGAACAACCAUCAGAGACAGUGCAGUUUCAAGAAGAAGAGUUGAAGCCCAUGAAGGACCACAUAGAUCUUGACGCUCAGACCAAGAAGAGAGACCUGAAGGAGAUCGCCGGAAGCUUCUGGUCCGCCGCUUCGGUGUUCAGCAAGAAACUGCAGAAGUGGCGGCAGAAGCAGAAGCUCAAGAAGCGGCGCAACGGCGGCGGCGGAUCGGCCACAUUGCCGGUGGAGAAGCCCAUUGGGCGACAGUUCAGAGAAACCCAGUCGGAGAUCGCCGAUUACGGCUUCGGUCGGCGCUCAUGCGACACCGAUCCCCGGUUUUCGCUCGACGCGGGUCGGAUGUCUUUCGACGACCCGAGAUACUCGUUCGACGAGCCUCGGGCCUCGUGGGACGGGUACCUAAUCGGAAGGACUUUUCCGAGAAUGCCGACGAUGCUUUCGGUGGUGGAGGAUGCUCCGGUGGUUGUUUCGAGAAUCGAUGCUCAUAUUCCUGUGGAGGAGCCGAUGAACUCUAUCAACAAAGAGGACCCGGUUCCUGGCGGGUCGCUCCAGACCCAGAACUACUAUACGGACUCAUCUUCCAGGCGGCGGAAGAGCCUUGACAGGUCCAACUCCAUCAGGAAGACUGCGGCGGCGGUGGUGGCGGAGAUUGACGAAAUGAAGUCGGUUUCGAAUUCAAAGGUGUCACCCACUACUGCUGACUACUUCCAUGGGCCCAAGCUGGUGGCUCCUGAUCGAGAUUCUAACUCGAACUCUCUACGUGAUGACUGCUCGGAGACAUUUGAGAUGGCGUUUCGUGGCGGUGAUCCUGUGCUACGCGGCGGGGAUUCGGCGUCGGUGGUGGGGAAUGGGGAGAGGAAAGAUUGUAAGCAGAAGUCUAGGAGGUGGAGCAAGGCGUGGAACAUUUGGAGUUUCAUACAGAGGAGGAGUGGGAACAAGGAGGAUGAUGAGGAUAGGUAUAGUAGUAGGCCUAAUGGGGUAGAGAGGUCGUUUUCGGAGUCUUGGCCGGAGCUGAGAGGCGGCGGGGAGCGAAAUGGGGAAUCAAAGAGUUUCAAUCCAAAGAUCAUGAGGAGCAACAGCAGUGCCAGUUGGAGAAACUCGCAUAGCUUUGGAGGUGGGGGUUUUGGGAGUAUGAGGAAGAAUGGUGCUGUUGUUGAGCCGAAUGUGAAUGGAAAUGGCAAUGCAAAUGGGAAUGUGAGUGUGAAUGGGAAUGGGAUUGGAAGGAAGAAGAAGGAAGAGAUUGUGCUGGAAAGGAAUCGGAGCGCAAGGUAUUCGCCGAAUCACAUUGACAAUGGACUUUUGCGGUUCUACUUGACGCCGAUGAGGAACAGCUGGAGGAGUGGAGGAGCUGGGAAGAGCAGGUCCAAUCAUGCACAUUCCAUCGCCAGAAGUGUACUCCGAUUGUACUGAAAACAAUAUUGGAUUCAUAAUGGGGUGUUUGUUCUUUGGUUUAGUUUAAUCCUGGUUAAUUCGCUAUAUUUUGUGUAAAACCACACAAGCCUAAAUGCAUCUUGUUGGUUGGUUGGGGAUAAG
Molecule: messenger RNA, 2430 nt
Organism: Fragaria vesca subsp. vesca
Lineage: Eukaryota; Viridiplantae; Streptophyta; Magnoliopsida; Rosales; Rosaceae
Product: UPF0503 protein At3g09070, chloroplastic-like
Exons: 1
Coding region: 211-2307 (698 amino acids)
Cellular component (GO): plasma membrane
Source: RefSeq, a predicted model, not a curated record